AUGGCUGAGCGGCAAUAUUCUACCCUGACCAAGCUAGGCUUGGGCGGCCUGACCUUCAACUCGGCGCUCACCAUCUACAACUCCUGGGGCGACGCCGCCUCCGUCACGUCCGUGCUCGCCGUGGAUGCUGCGCUCGUACUGCUCUUCCUCUGCCUCCGUGAGUUCGAGCAGGGCGUCGGCAGGGGCAGGGAUGCCGAGACCAAGGCCGCGGUGUGGGCGCUCACAGCGCUUCUCACGGCCAUGUUCGCGUCCGGGGUAGCGGCGAUGAUCAUGCCGCUGGCCGUCGGCGCCCUGGUCUUGCUCUGCCUCCGUGAAGUGUUGUGUUGGCUGGCUGUAUUAAAGACCAUCCUGUAA
Molecule: messenger RNA, 354 nt
Organism: Miscanthus lutarioriparius
Lineage: Eukaryota; Viridiplantae; Streptophyta; Magnoliopsida; Poales; Poaceae
Source: the annotation of a GenBank genome assembly